Messenger RNA from Trypanosoma grayi, 765 nucleotides. RefSeq lists its product as hypothetical. The record is from RefSeq and is a predicted model, not a curated record. The transcript has a single exon. Bases 1 to 765 code for a protein of 254 amino acids. NCBI's taxonomy places the organism in Eukaryota, Euglenozoa, Kinetoplastea, Trypanosomatida, Trypanosomatidae. Gene Ontology annotation, molecular function: metal ion binding.
AUGAUGCAGAAGGACGCUAGCCUGUGGAGCCCCAGCAUGCUCACGGGCUCCACUGGGACGUCGGGAGCCACGGCGAACCCCAGCAGCCGCGCUGCAGCAGGAAUAACCAGCAGCACGUCCGCACCGGUCAUGAGCACCAGCAACACUAGCUACGCCUUCAUGUCAUCGGCUGCCUCGUCGAUGCUCGUGCAGGGCGGCACCAACGGCCUGAGUAACACCCCCGCCGCGCUGAUGCCAGCGACAGUCAGCCACGAACGCUCGCAGGAGUUGUGCAAGUACUUCCUCAACGGCGGCUGCCUCCGCGGAGCGCAGUGUCAGUACCUCCAUGAGCUACCAGACGAGCGGCACCUUGACGUGAACGGCUACGGGUACAUUCUCAACCCCAACGUGCACAACGCGCAGAAGACCCUUCCUCUAGCAGUCAGCAGCACCGUGACAGGGGCCGUGCAGGUGAACGGCGGUGCCCCGGCGUCCUCACCAUUGAUGCUGGGCCUUAAUACAGGUGGCGGCAGUGGUGGUGGUGGUGGUGGUAGUAGUAGGCAGUCUCAUGGUGCGAAGAGCAAACCGCAGACGUCCUUCAUGGUUCCUGUCCCGACGCAUCUGCAGUUUCAGCUGUCUUCCUCAACUGUUAAGGCGCCGCCGCCGAGGUACCGUCCGCCAGAGCCAUUCUUAGAGUACAACCUGCCACCCACUCUGGCACUGCCGUUUAACACGCCUUCAAAGGAAGUGGCCUUCCAGCUUUCGCGCACAAUGCUCCAGAACUGA